Molecule: messenger RNA, 7602 nt
Organism: Acanthochromis polyacanthus (spiny chromis)
Lineage: Eukaryota; Metazoa; Chordata; Actinopteri; Pomacentridae
Product: histone-lysine N-methyltransferase 2D-like
Exons: 13
Coding region: 3272-5548 (758 amino acids)
Cellular component (GO): chromocenter; nucleus
Molecular function (GO): chromatin binding
Source: RefSeq, a predicted model, not a curated record
AGCGUUAUUGCCCUUUGUUUUAUUUAAAAUUCAGGCUGGCAGACGUCGCAUAAGUGCUGAGAGCUGAUCGCCCGCGCCGGUGCGUGAUUGGGAUUAUGUAACGAUUUAUUCCACGGCCCUUUCUCAAAAGUAUCAGCCGUUUUCAAAACAUUCUCCGGCUAGUCCGUUAGCUAGAGAGCUAACUCUUGAUUCUCCCGCGAGCCAGAAAAGCGAAGCGACUCCAAAACUUCGCCAACACGGAGCCAUCAGCCAGCACUGUCGGUCCGGCUAGCACGGACGGUAGCUAACGGAUGUCAGUCAGCUCUCCAUCGUCAUCCCAGCCCCGACUCUGAUGUGAAAUCGAGCAAAUAAAUCUGUCCUGUGAAAAUCGAGGAUCUGCCUCGUAGCUGAGGAACAUUCAGGUGUUUGGACGGGUCAGGUUCUGCUGGCAGUCUGUGUGCUUCUAACCCACCAGCAUGUACUUUGGACAGUGGAUACCCUAGCCAAAACACAUCCUGGCUUCCCAAAGAUGACAAGGUGCUGGCAGGCCACAGUUACAAAAUGAUGGGAGGCAGUGAGACUGUCAGUGGGGACAAGGAUGGGGUCCAUACAGCUGCAAUACACGUCCCCAUCGGCUGGCAGAGGAGGGUGGACGGAGGGCAGGUCAUCUAUGUCAGUCCCAAUGGCACUGCCCUGUCCACUCUGGAUGAGGUCAAGACCUAUCUGUUGACUGAUGGCACCUGCAAAUGUGGUCUGGAGUGCCCACUCAUCAUCCAUAAGGUUUUCAACUUCACUGUGGGCGUGAAGGUGGAACAGCACAGCCAGCCAUUAGGCAAAGCAGAGCAGGACAUGACCAAACUGUGUAACCACCGCAGGAAAGUGGUAGCGAUGGCGGCUCUGUGUCGGAGUAUGCAGGCCUCACAGCUCCCCUUUGCCAACUUUCAUCAUCCAGAGGUGAGCAGUCGAGUGGACGGCCGUGAUCCAAAGGGGGAACCUGCAGAGCGUGAAGAAGAGGACCGUGGCGUCUACUAUCCAAAACUCCAUCCAGUCCCAGCUCGAUCCCACAACAACCUCCACCCGAACCCCUGCGCCAGCCCCAAAUCCUCCCACCAGUUCAUUUACCCGUACAACGGUUCCUCCUCUGUCCUCCACACGGGCUCAAACUCUCACCAUCCCCUAGAAGCUUUAAGAAGACUUCACCAUCCACCCCUCACAGCAUCCUCCUCCUCCAGCUCCUCAUUCCCAGCUCACAGCUCUGCCCAGAGGUCCCCCCGCACCCCAACACCUCAGAACAUCAGUCAAGGUCAAAGAACACCCAAAACCCCUGAGACUCCCGGCUCUCCUCGGCUAGGACCCCUCUCUUCACCUCCUCCCUCUUCCCCUAUGACCCUCGGUGGAGGAGGAAGAGGAGCACAGACUCAUCAUCCUCAUGUCAUCAUCAUGGGAGGCUCCCCCUCUCCCCGUCUCCCUCCCUCUCGCCGUCUGUCCAUAACAUGUGUGCGUCUCCUCACCAGCGCUCCCGCCACCCGUCGGCCUCUCCUUCCUCCCUGUCCGAGCCGGGAGGAGGCUCAGCGGCAGCAGAAGGAGGCAUACUGAUGGGAAGUAACUUGCCCCAGAGGAGGAAAUCCGCCUCUUCCUCUCCACACUCCCCACUCCCCGGGGGCUCCCCAAACCCCAGCCCCCACUUCCCCAAGUACAAGCUGGAAGACAUCUUGGAGCAGUUUAAGAACUCAGGCAACAGCAGCACUAAUAACCACCACCUCCUGACCCCCACUAACCCCUCCCUGAUGACCAACCAAAGCAGUAGUAACCCUCAUGCGCUCUCCUCGAAGGCCUCAAAGAGUAUCAUGACUCCGACCUCCAGUGCAGGACCACAAGGUUUUGGGUUGAACUCUGGGGGACACUCUAGUUUACCCCUGGGGCCGUUUCUCAACCACCACCACAGCCAUCAGGGAAAGCUGCCACACCCAGCUUCUUUCCCCGCGAGCAGCCUGCUGUCUGCCGCUGCCAAAGCUCAGCUGGCUAACCAGAUAACCCACAGUCAGAGCUCAGUGGCGGCCAGCAGUGCAGGGGGCUUGUCUUCUUCUCUGGAGGUCUUGAAAGAGGCACAGCAGCAGCAGUCAUCAAAGGUAACAAACAGCACUUUACACCACAGCCACUCCCCCUCCUCCAUUGCUUCUACUAGGCUUCCCCAUCCCUCCCUCGCAGCAGCUUCUGCCGUCCUCUUCCCUCCAUCCCACUCUCUGGUCCAGUCCCUGGCUUCCUCCUCGCCCCACCUGCCUCCCUCAGCAGAGCGGAACGUGUCGCACAGGAAGAGGCAGCGGCGAUCUUCGACCGUCCUCAGCAUGCUGAGAGACACCCAGCAGCUGGCUAACGGACCGCGAAAGACGCCACCGGAGGACGCCGUUACUGCUACAGUCAUCAACCUUUCCUCCUCCUCUACCUCAGCUGUGCAGAACCAGAAUGCUGUCCUGUUGGAUAACCAUCCUCAACUCCAGAUGCCCAGACUUCCUGCUCCAGAGCGACGGCGCACCUUUCCAGGCCUCCUCGGCCAAACGAGGCUCUGGAUUUCACUACGGGCCUGACCUCUGCGCCUCUCGGCUUAGAUCCUCCCACCCAGCCCCUGUCUGCUCUGUUACACCUUCUCAGCGUGCAGAACGCCCAGGCAGCGGCCUCAGCGUCCAGCUCUGCCUCGGCUCAGUCAGGAUCUGUGUCUGCUGAAGGAGGUGGACACACCAACAGACAGAGCCCCAGACUGUCCCCCUCCUCUCCAGCCCUUCACUCUAACGCCAGGCACCCACAGACUCGGUCCCCAUGCCGAACAGAUAACACUAAUCCCCUGCCCUUGGCGCCGCUUUCUCCUCUCACCGCCUCCUCUCAGUUCACGUCAGCACAGUCUCAGUCUCUUCCUCAGACCAGUAAAUCAAGUCCUCUGAAGAGCGAUUCUCCUUGUACAUUGCUGCCCAGCUCUAAUUUAGCUUUCCACAGUAGCAGCAGCCCAUCUCAGCAGACGUCCCCAUCCCCCUUUGACAAACAUCAGCCGACUGAUAAUCACAUUCCCACCACAGACUCUGCUUCCCGAGCCUCUCCACAGAGCACUGUGGCUGCAGAGGUUGGUACCAGCGUGUCUACAUCAGUGGACCUGAGUCAUUCUCAAGGCAGUGUUUCUGUAGGGAUAUCCACUUCCCCAAAGCCUCUCGAUCUUAGCAACCAUGUCCUGGCGCUUCUAGCAGCAUCCUCCACUGUGCCCCAGGGGGAGGCCAGCUCCUCCAACCACACCACUGAUGCUGACAUGUCUUCCCCAGGAAAUCAUACAGCAGGACCAGAGGAACCUGGAUAUGUGGACCCCAAGUCAUCCACAUUGAACAAACCCCCAGCAGCCACCAGUCCUGGACUCACCAUCUCCUCUCGCCCAGGAGAGGAUCACAGUCCUCCCACCCCCUCAGCUGUGGCCGACUCAGCGGCUCCCUUACCUCUGGCAGAAGCCUUCCCCUUCAUGAACCAGGAGCAGCUGCUUCAGCUGCUGUCAUCCACAGGAGGUCUACCGUCUCUCCUGGACCCCACAGUCCUGGCUUCGUUGCCCCUGGGAGGGCUGUGGUUGGGAGGGCAACAGGCCCAGCUACCACCUGCUAAUGUUUCAGCACAUCCACCACAGAAUCUUGCAGAGCAGCAGCAAUCAGAGCAGCAGCAGCAGCUUCUGAUCCAACAACAACAACAACAACAACAAGACACGCAACAGCAAAACCCGGAUCAACAACAGAAGCAGCAGCAGAUUAACAGCAAUCCUCUGUUUCCCUUGUUGCCCUUGUUGAGUGGUGCACAAGGGGAGCUGCCUCUGAGCCUUUUGGGUUUGUUGAACCCGCUCCCAGCCCCGGCCUCAGCCCCUUCUGCAGGACAAGAAGCUGAUUUAACAGAAAAACCCAGUCUUCAGGCUCUACUGAUGGCCUCCUUGUUACUCGGGCAGCAGCAGGCCUCGUUGUUACCUCUCUCUGCGCUGGGACAGCUGAGCCAGGUCAGCUUGGAGGUUCCUAUCCAGCAGUCUCAGCAGAUCCCUGCCACACUGGAGGGCCUCACUCUGGAUAAGACCUCUGGCCUCCUGGAUCCAUCCACCCUAACGGGGCCGGGGCUCCUGGAGGUCACCCAGGGCCUCCUUCCCAUUCCUGCUGGAGCUGAGGCCUCCAUCCAAGCCCUGCAGUCUCUGCUCCUCCCUGCUACUCUUCCUCCUCACCCUGCCGCCUUCCUGCCCCUCAGCCCUGCCUUGCUCGCUGCUGCCCUGAGCUCUGCUGAGCUCCACCCUCCUCCCAACACCCAGUUAGCUCCUGCACAGCAAACCCAACACGCCCAACCUCAGGUACCUACUGAUGCUGGUGUUGACACCCUCAUCCCCGUAUCUCUCCAAGGCAAGGAUAACCCCAUACUCCAACAGUUACUGCCCACCUUGCUAAACCCUGCUUUAUUAGGAGAUCUUUCUGGCAUCGCAGGCCUCCAUAACAUGGUGGGGAUUGGAGCUGGUUCUAUUCUCCUGCCCCCAGUCCAGGCCUCUGCUUUGGGAAUGCCUCUGCUGCAGGGCCCCGAUGGAGCCAUCAAUUUGCUCAACAACAUACAGCUAAACCUUGCACCGGCCUCAGAAGGAGAGAAGCCAGUCUCACUGCAGGAAACCCAAAGCCCUGCCCCACAGGAAGACAUACCAGCCAGUCAGAUCGCUCCUGAAGUGGUCUCCAGUCCAGUUCCAGCUCAGCUCGCUCCGGCUCCUGCCCAAGCAUCCAGCCCUCCCGCUCAGCGUGGAUCUGAGGGCAGGUCUGUUAUCGAUCCUUACACCUCUUUCAUGGACACGAUUUAUACCUCCUUCCUUCAAGUCAAUGCUAAAGAGCAGGAAGACGGGGCCCACCUGGGGCCGUCUGAUCCCACUUCACCCUUCUGUGCCUUACCGCCGGUUUCUUUCCCCGUGGAGCACCACACCCCGUCCACCACUGUCCCCACUCUGCCACAGGCCAGCGCCCCGGUCUCCUUAAGCCCACGGCGGGCUUGUUCCCUACGUAACCCGGAUUUAUCCCGACUCAACCUGGAAGCAGCGGCUCAUUCCCCGGCACAGGGGACCCCCAAACCCACAGAGGACGGCUCCACGUCGCCGUUGCAAAGGAAAACGGUGAUGGUAGAGGGACACACUCACCCCGAGCCUCCUCUGCCACCCAUAUACCUGGAGGAGGCAAAGACAGACUGUACUGGGCCUGCUGCAGCUGUGUGCCCCUACGCAGAGGCAGAGGUGGACAGGCAGGGGCAUCUUCCCCAUGCAGGGUACCUUAGUCCUGGGGAUGGAUGCAGUGGAAGGCCCAGUGAGGAGACGGCUGGGACGCUGCUGCACAACGAACAGGGAAUGGAUCAAGCAGAAGCUGCAGGUGGAGCCAGAAGAGGACGGAAAAGGAAACAAACGCUACAGAAUGUGUUGGAAGACUUCAGAGACAUGGAUGCUACAGCACUAGAGGAAACCAAGGCUACAACAGCCUUGCUGAAGCCGGAGAGGUCGGUGCGCGGCAGACGGAGACGAGGCGCCAGGUCUCAGAGGCAGUGAUUGGUGGAGGGUCAGAGCUGUCCACCAAUGAGAGGCGGCCAGACGCUUUUCUAAACCCUUCCAUCUCUCCACCCUCAUCACUACUGUUUAGACCUUUUUUUUUUUCUUUAAUUACAAAAAAAAAUCAACUGCACUAAUACGAUGCUGUUGUCAUGUCAACCGUUGUGGCAACCACUAUGAAAAAACACAUAGGAGAAAGAUCUAGUCGGAUGAAUUUAUUUUUAAAAAGUGUAAAAAAAAAAAAAGAGAGAUUUUGUGGAUACUUUUUCACUUAGGUUUUCUUGUAGGUCUAGGUCACAAAAUAAUGGUUGCUCGACAUCGUGAUCAGAGAUCUGUCGCUUAGGUUGGUGUUAGAACUAUAUCAGUGAGAAAAAUAAAAAAAGAAUACUGUUUUCUUCUCAUCAGUGUGUUACUGUGAGUCAGGAUAAAGCCCAUCUACUUGAACCACGCUCUCUGUUGGAAGUGUGUGUGUACACGUCGGGUGAGUGUGUCCGUUUUUGUGUGUUUUUUGCGUGUGCGUUGGACAACAGUGCUGUCGCUGAGCCCCUACCGUCUGACCGUUUGUCCACUUUAUUUCUGUUUCCCAGACCCUGAGGGCUCUGUUGUACUUCAAAGAAACAUUCCUGAGAUUUUGGGAAGGUGCUGAACGAGAAGGAAAAGACUUGAUUUUCUUUUUUUCUUUUUUUUAGUGUAUGAAAUAACUUUUACAUGGGAUAAGCCGAGGAACGUUGAAUGGUUCACCCUAUCAGGUUUCUUCAUCGAUCACAGGAAGGAGAAUAAGUUAUGAUCCCUCAUGUCCUGUGAGAUGUUGUGUUUUAGUACGUUAGAACGUUUGUGCGACUCUGAAUCACGUUUGAACACACCAGAGGUUCCCAACAGAUCUUAGAAGGGAAUGGAAGCUUGUUUGUGCCACUUGGAAAAACAAAAAAAGUCACAUCCUGUCUCAUAAUUAUCUGAUAGAAAGUCAGAAUUAUGAGUUAGAAAUAAUAAUAAUUAUGAGAUAUAAACUCAAAAUUUUGACUUUCUAUUCCAGAAUAAUGAGAUAGAAAGUUUGUAUCUCAUAAUUAUGAGAUAUAAACUCAAAAUUUUGACUUCCAAUCUCAUAAUUAGGACGUUCUGUCUCAUAAUUAUGAGCUAGCAAGUCCUAAUUAUGAGAUCAAAACUCAGAACUUUGACUUUCUAUUUCAUAAUUAUGACUUUCUACCUCAUAGUUAUAAGAUAGAUUGUCAUAAUUAUGAAUUAGAAAGUCAAUUAUGUCAAAUAAUAAUUGUGACUUACAAUCAUGAUAUCUAUCAUUCAAGCAUGUGACUUUUUUUCCUUCAUGUGGCAGAAACAGGCUUCCAUAGAGGUGAAUCUGAUCCCAUUGAGAUGGUUCUCGUUUGUUCCACAGUGAACCUGGAACACCUUUUGAGCAUCGGUGUAACUCGUUUUCACAUUUCAUUAUUUGUCUCUGAAGAAUUACACGUAACUCCGGUGCGAUUUAUUUAAAGUAUGCCCAACUUUUAACCCUCCAGCUGUAAGAUAGCGGCGUAGAAACGGGAUUAAAAGGUGUAGCGGAGCCCUGGGUUUGUUAGGAAAGUGCUGUUUGUCGUUUAUGUGGUCGGAUGGAUGGAUGGAGAGACUUAAACGCAGAGAGCGAAGUCUUGCGUGGAUCAGUCUGUGUGUUUCUGUGGAUCUGGAGUGGUUUCCUCCCAUCACUGUUAGAGCUCCUCCACACUGCCCCGUCCCCACACCAAGAGUACUGGCAUCUCUUAGCUGUAUUUAAAGUUAAAAAAAAAAGUGAAAAAGAAAGCAGAUUAUGCAAUUUCUACACUUGGACAUUUGUACAUAUGUACAGUUAAUGUGUUUUAUUUUGAUUUUAUAUUGUUAGAGAAAGACGAGAGAAAACGAUGAAUUGUGAAUUUUUCUGGGAAUUGUAAUUAAGUAUUUUUCUCAUUCUACCCCUUUGCUUUCAAUACUUAUGUUUAAAAAGACGAUUAAAUUGUGGACUGUAGCUUUCUUUUUUAUAUGGGAGUCAUUUUUUAUUUAAUAUUAAACUAUUUACAGAAAAUGUA